Cyphellophora europaea CBS 101466 is the source of this 453-nucleotide messenger RNA. RefSeq lists its product as uncharacterized. The transcript has a single exon. Bases 1 to 453 code for a protein of 150 amino acids. The record is from RefSeq and is a predicted model, not a curated record. Lineage: Eukaryota; Fungi; Ascomycota; Eurotiomycetes; Chaetothyriales; Cyphellophoraceae.
AUGACCGUGUUGAAGCCUGCGCAUGCCAAUUCCUGCGAGGUUCUUGGCACUUUGCUGGCUGUGUCAUAUGGGUUCGACGGUGGAUGGGGCCUGAACCCUUCACUAGCUGGUGGAAUCAAGAUGCAAGGCAAGGGAGGCCUGCUGGACCACAGUUUGUCAGAGCUGUGGGUGGCUGGGAGGAAGCAAUUCUUGGAGAAGAGUGAUCUCUUCGACAGGCAUUUGCGAAAAGAUACGGCGAAGCUGUUGGCCGCUGAUGAGGAGUUGAACGAGAUCGAGACGGGAACCUGGGAGAAAAAGCUCCAAGAGCUCAGAGGCAGAACGGGCAAGCUGCUGUUGAAACUGAAGGAAGAAGAGGAAGGUCUGAAGCAGGAUGAGGAAAAGCUUGCUCGCUACCGGGAUGUGAUUGGAACAGUAAACGAUGCUCUUGGGCAAUUGAAGUUGAGCAAGGAAUGA